AUGGAUCUCCAUCUAAGAGCAAGACAGUUUUCGGGCGAAACCGAGCCUGUUUUCGUUCAGAAUGGGUCGAAAAAACACCAAAUAGAUCUUCCCAAGUACGAGUCGUCGUUUGGGUUCAAGUCGGUUACUCAAGAACCAGAGAGCUUGUUUGAGACUGUGGGAAAACCAAUGCUAGAUGAUAGACUUUUCAGAGGUCUGGAUUGUCUUUUGUUCACAUUGGGGCCCUCCAACAGUGGUAAGACACAUACUGUGUUCAACAGAGAGACUGGUAUGGCCACAAAAUCUUUGGAGUACGUUUUCCAAAGACUCUCACAAUAUGGGCAGAUCAGCUCCAACUAUAAAAAACUGUCUGGUUUGAUGAGCAAUCUGCAGAACGGUAACAGUUCAAGAGUUCCACUGGUCGACUCGGAAUACGCCGUCACGAUGUCUAUGUUUGAGAUCUAUAACGAUUCGAUCAAAGACAUUCUCAUGAAUUCCACCACCAGAUCCAGAUCUUUCCUUGAUAUCAUUACCGAUCCAACAGACCAGAAAUUGAAGCCAUACAACCUGUCCCAGUUCUUGGUCAGCGACUAUGACAGUGCUGCUCGCGUGCUGCAGAGAGGUUUAAACCACAGGAAAACAGGCACCACACAGGUGAACAGAGAGUCUUCAAGAUCUCACUGUUUCGUUUUCAUCAAUGUUGUUCGUAUUAUUGGCAGAGUCGUUAACUCCUCAAGACUCACUAUUGCUGAUCUUGCCGGUCUGGAAAGAUCUAAGCUUUCUCAGACCUCCGGCUUGAACUUGAAAGAAGGAGGGUUCACUAACGCUUCGUUGACUCAAUUGGGCCGCUGUUUGGAACUCGUUGCAACCAGACAAUUCAACAAGUCUCUGCUGCGUACCAACAAGCUAACCAGACUAAUCUUCCACGACUACGUCAAGAACAAAAGCCUGAUCUCCAUCAUUGUCACCUUGGAUCCUGCUGGAGACGAAGGACUCAUUUUGCAAACCCUUCGUUACGUUAAUCCAGUCCAGUACCAAAGUGUUCCACGGCAUAUCUCUUCAGCAUCUUCCCAAACCAAGUCUUCCACCGAUACCAAAGCUCAAUACGAGCUUCUUUGUGAAAUUGAUACCUUGAAGGCAUACCAGCACAAGCUUGAGGCCAAAGUUCUCAAGCUUGAGGAGGAAGUCGUUAAAACUGAGGUCCGUGUUCGUCAGGAACUGUACGAGGAGAACGAGUCGAAAUUGAACCAGAUCGCCGUUGAGCAUAAGAACGAAGUCCACAGGCUCACACAAGAGCAUAUGGACUCAGCUGACGCCAAGCUCAAAGAAGUUUCCCAAUGUUACCAGGAAAAGAUCGAGAGCCAGAUCAAGGCCAAGGAGGAAGAAUUGAGUAACGUGAAGGAACUUGUGGAGGAGCUCAAGCAGAAAUGCGAGAAUCUUGGUCAACACAACGAGACUUUGGAAACAGAGAUCGUGGGGUUGAAGGAGCAAGACAGCGAGAAAUUGAAGCUUAUGGAGAAACAGCUUGAGGAAACGCGCAAUGAGAGCGAGAACGUUCGGAAACUUGCUGACGAGGCCGAGCAACAGCGGCGCAAAAUGGAGUCCGAUCUCAGCAUGAAGGAGUCGGAGAUUGUGAUGCUGAUGGGCAACUACGAUACCCUGAAGGCCGAGUCUGCAUCUCAGCAGCAAAACUUUGAGCAGGAACUUGAAAAGAUGAAAAGACAGCAUGAAAGUGCCAUCGAGUCCCAAACCAAACAGCACAGGGACAACAUGGAAGCAUUGAAGACCAAGUAUGAGCAAGAGGCCGAGUCGCUUCGCGAGAGGUUGACCUGUGUCACCAAGGAGCUGGAGGUGAACAACAUCAUGAUGAUGGAGUUCCAGUCCACUCACGACAAGCAGGUUGCCGAGAUGGGCCAGAACGACGAAAAGACGGCCAAGGAACUUGAGGCCAAGGAGAAACAGAUCGACGAGCUCAAGACGAAGCUGCAGCAGCUGGAGGCAAAGAGCAAGAAGGAUAUCAGAGACCUGAGAUCGCAGCUGGAGUCUGCCAAGACCAAGAUGAGUGUGAUAGACUCUGUUGAUCGCAGCAAGGCGUUUUCCAGAUCUCCGACCCGGUCGCCGGCCAAAUCGCCGUACUUGUUUCCAACCGAUUUGUACGGCACUGGGCUGAACGAGCCUGUUUCGAUCUUUGAGGACGUUUCUCCACAGCGGGAGUCUGCUGUCCGCAAGUCUCCUUCACGCAAGAAGAAGAAGAAGGCUGACAAGGCCGAACAGAGCGAUGCUCUUCAGCCAACCAACAAGCUUGUGGAAAACCCGGUUUUUUCGGGUAAACACAUCAUUUCUCCUACCAAGUCGAACCGCAAGAAACUGAGAAGAGUCGAUAUGGAGGAAGAUCUUGCGAUCAGCGACUAA
Ogataea philodendri is the source of this 2391-nucleotide messenger RNA. RefSeq lists its product as uncharacterized. NCBI's taxonomy places the organism in Eukaryota, Fungi, Ascomycota, Pichiomycetes, Pichiales, Pichiaceae. The coding region runs from base 1 to 2391 and encodes 796 amino acids. Gene Ontology annotation, molecular function: ATP binding; plus-end-directed microtubule motor activity; microtubule binding. Gene Ontology annotation, biological process: microtubule-based movement. The record is from RefSeq and is a predicted model, not a curated record. The transcript has a single exon.